Messenger RNA from Elephantulus edwardii (Cape elephant shrew), 818 nucleotides. RefSeq names its product ATPase, H+ transporting, lysosomal 34kDa, V1 subunit D (gene ATP6V1D). Lineage: Eukaryota; Metazoa; Chordata; Mammalia; Macroscelidea; Macroscelididae. The transcript is spliced from 8 exons. The record is from RefSeq and is a predicted model, not a curated record. The annotation marks the transcript as partial. Gene Ontology annotation, molecular function: proton-transporting ATPase activity, rotational mechanism. Gene Ontology annotation, cellular component: proton-transporting V-type ATPase complex.
GGAAACGGAAGUGGGGUGUGUAUCGACUGCCUCUUAGCAACGCAAGAGGUCAAAUGACCUAACCAGCUGACUCCAGUAGGGAAGGGUUUGUGGCUGCGGGAACUGGAGCUGGUGGUGCAGCCACCGUUGCCCGGCCGGGUAUUCGAGCCAAACUGUCAUCGCCAAAAUGUCAGGAAAAGACCGAAUUGAAAUCUUUCCCUCUCGAAUGGCCCAGACUAUCAUGAAGGCUCGGUUGAAAGGUGCACAGACAGGCCGAAACCUCUUGAAGAAAAAAUCCGAUGCUUUAACUCUUCGAUUUCGACAGAUCCUAAAGAAGAUAAUAGAGACUAAAAUGUUGAUGGGUGAAGUGAUGCGAGAAGCUGCCUUUUCACUAGCUGAAGCCAAGUUCACAGCUGGCGACUUUAGCACCACAGUUAUCCAGAAUGUGAACAAAGCCCAGGUGAAGAUUCGUGCAAAGAAAGAUAAUGUAGCAGGUGUUACUUUGCCAGUGUUUGAACAUUACCAUGAAGGAACUGACAGUUAUGAACUGACUGGUUUAGCCAGAGGUGGGGAACAGUUGGCGAAGUUAAAGAGAAAUUAUGCCAAAGCAGUGGAACUACUGGUGGAACUCGCUUCACUGCAGACUUCAUUUGUUACCCUCGAUGAAGCUAUUAAGAUAACCAACAGACGUGUAAAUGCUAUUGAACAUGCUUUAGAAGGGUUUAAGACAGUGCAUCUGCUGACAGUAAGCGAAGAGCAGUAUGUGGCAAGUACAACAGAAAGUUACAAAGUGGUUGCUACAAGUGUGUGUAUGAUUGAAGGAGUUGUAGAAGAAAGUG